Messenger RNA from Sphaeroforma arctica JP610, 1507 nucleotides. RefSeq lists its product as hypothetical. The transcript has a single exon. Lineage: Eukaryota; Ichthyosporea; Ichthyophonida. The record is from RefSeq and is a predicted model, not a curated record. The coding region runs from base 179 to 1477 and encodes 432 amino acids.
CCAAUGCCCACUGUUGUUGUGUUCCUACUGUUAUAAUAAAUAUAUUUAUAUACAAAUUUUGGGACAAAUGUAUGUAAAUACAUAAAGCCCGACGCACCGAGAAACAGACACAAGCAAGUAAGCUACUCCCCACCCACCUAAAGCUUCCUGUAAAGCAAAACACAAUUACUUCGUCGUAAUGAUCGCGCUGAUUUUAUCUAUUGGGGUUCUAUCGGCAGCCGUGCAGGCCAUGGCAACUCGACAAACCAAUGACACUACUACGGCAGGAGUACCGUACAUUGAGGAUGCUGCAUUUAUGUGUGGCGGCUCGAACGAGGCACAAUGUGCGGAACUACAAUUUUGUGAGUGGAAAGCCUUCUUAGUCAAUCCUGAUUGCUUUGAGAACGAGGACUUGGUCGAGCGCAUAAACGAUAUCGCUUGCGCCGCUUUAACAGAAGCCAUAUGUUCUACUGAUGCAAGAUGCGAGUGGGAUGACGACGAAUGUCAGGGACAACAUGGAGCCAUAUCAGUCGUAAAGGAUGCCAACGGCACAAUAACGUUAGAUACCACUGGCAUCACCCUUCCUCCGACAGGUAGUAUAUAUGUAGAUGUAGAAAACUACUGCUUGUCAAUUCUGGACAAGACCACAUGUGACGCAAACCAAUAUUGUGAUUUUGACGACGAUGUACUUGGCGAUGAGGAAUGUGAGGAUGACGACAAUAGUGUAGAAGACGCCAAUCAACUUGUUUGUGCCUCUCUCACACCGGCAUUGUGUCUUGCCGAUCUGCGUUGUGAGCUUGACGACAAUGUGUGCGAAGGUGGUGAUUCCUUCGUCAUUGUUCCUAUGCCUGCCACAAACGCUUCUUCUCCAACAGCCGCUACAACCAGUGCAGCAGCGACUAGCACGGAUGCUCCAGUAACAACAACUUCAGCAACAGUUGCCCCAGGAACACCAUCAUUAGUGGUGCCUGAUGUUAUUUGUGAGUCGUACACAAACCAAACCGUCUGUAUUGAAAUUAUUUUCUGCGAGUGGGACGAUGGAAGAUGUGAAGCCGAUGAAGACACGGUGAAACUAAUUAAUGACGCCUCAUGCGUAGCCCUUACAACCGAGGAGACAUGUAAUACCAACACUGCUUGCGAUUGGGAAGACGCGGUUUGUGAAGGUAGCGAGGAUGCUAUCUCGGUGAUCACUAAUGCUGAUGGUUCCAUAAGCGCUGAAAUGACUGGAGUCACCGUGCCUGCUACCGGUACAUUCCAGAAUGCUGGAAAGUAUUGUGACAAUAAGUAUACGGAUGAGGUAGCCUGUGGUGCAGACAAGUACUGCAAAUGGGACAAUGGUGUUGGUGGAGACGAGUGCGAGGCUGAUGAGUCUCUCAUCGAGGCUGAGAAUACACCCAUUUGCGCUGCUUUCACAACUGCGGCGUUGUGUGCUGCAGAUAUGAGAUGCGAUUGGGAUGACAACACAUGUGAGGGAACUGACGAUAUGAUCAUAGCAUAGUGUAAAUGCAAUAAAAUAUAACCAAUAGGC